CGUGCACAAACGCAGUCAGCCUGCAUAUAAACACAGAGAGAAUGUAGACGCACCAAGAGAGCAGAGCAGCGCUUCACAACUAAAGUCUGGGCUCUGCAGGCAGGACGACACAGUCAUGAAGCCGGUGUUGAGAGCUUUGCUAGUUCUGGGCCUGGCCACACUGUUGCACACCACCAGGACAGACCAGAAGGUCUCUGUGAAGUUGUGGCGUAGAACCAAACUGAAGGGCAGCAUAGGGAGACUGGUCCUGGAUCCCUCAGUGCAGCCUCAGAUUGGCAUCACGUCGGCCUCGACCAUCGCCAACAUGUCUCUGUCACCAUGGACGUACAGAGAAUCCUGCAUAGCAUCUCGGUUGCCUAGGCAUAUAUCCCAUGCUCAGUGCCUGACCUCCGGCUGUUUGAGCUUGCAGGGGGAAGGGGAGGACACAGGCUUGGUGGCUAAACCUAUCUACUACCAGGUCCUAGUCCUCCACAGAGUCCCAAGGCAAAGGCACAACAACAGCAGAGGGGGGAAACCAAGGAAAAAGUAUGACUUCAAACUGGGGACGGAGGUGAUCACAGUGGGCUGUACCUGUGUGAGGCCUGCUGUCGUAACCCAUCUGUAACACACAGGAGACUUGUGGUGUUAGCAACUCUUUCAGUAUACUGUAGGCCAGAGAAACCCCAACCCCCCUUGCUUAGUUUUGCUCAAUUCCUGGAUGUCUAUGAUAUAACGAUUAUGUUAUUUGAUCCCGUAGAUACUCAACAAUUGAGCCAAGAUAGUCUAAUUUUGCUGUUUGACAUAACUUCAGACUACACCAAAUACUUAAAAAAUUUCUGUCCUACAAUAUUAAUUAGUUUCUGACUCUGGGAAAGUGGAAAAAAACUUCAUAACUACUCUCUCUCUUUAACCAGAUCAUACACAUUUGGGCAAUUAUGUGAUCUCCAUUUGAUAACUACUGUUAUAUUAUUAUUAUUAUUCAAUUCCAUUCACUGAGCCUCCCUUGAAACAAUUUGGAGCCCCCCCUGGGGAGACAGAUACUCUAUGAAGAAAUUCUCUGACUCAUUCUAGUGCUUCUAAUGGCAUUUGCAAGAAUCCACCGGGCCUGAAUGGAAACAACAAAUCAGAGCCAAGAAAGAUAGUUGACUGCUGUGUCUCAUUCCCAGGCUGGUAAAUACAGGUGCUUUGAGACCUUGGGACUGAGACUCAACAGUCAACUAUCUUCAAGCCUCCAAUCCAAAGUGUCUUUCUAUCUUGCUUGGGUCUGAUUGGUUGUUUUGUUGAAGCCCAUUGGAUUAUUGCAAACGUCAUUAGAAACGCUACAGGAUAAUACUUUAUUUUUAUUUACUUUUAUUGCUAAUAUGAAAGGGCAUUUGUUUUGACUGUUUUGUUUAAUUAGCAUGUCUCCACUUGAUAGCAUAUUAGCCAUUAGCCUGCCAGCAACAGUAGUUGCCAGCAGGUAUUUCAUGAAGUUGUGCAAAUUAAUAAAAUAUUAACAAGUUGAUGUUGUAACACUGAUAGUAACAAAGAGGUGCAUUUCUUUCUGCCCCCUAGUGGUGAAAACCUGCCUAAUAUGGUUUUAACCCAGAGAUAAAAGAACAGUUGACAGUAUAAUUUUUAUUUUUGUUGUUUUUAGCUUAUAUUAUUGUUUUAUUGUAUUAUUUUAUUCCAUUUUUUAUUAUUUUCAAUUGCCUGAUUUGUUGCAAAUGUUUUCUCAGGAUAGGAGUCUUAAAAGGGAUGUUGUUCAAAAUAUAUUUGCAUAUGGUAAUAUAAAUUUUUGGGGUGUCUGUAUGUUUCAUGGUUGUUUUGAACUCAUAUCUGAUAAUAACCCUGUUCUUAUUUUAUUGUAAACAAUAUCAACA
Morone saxatilis (striped sea-bass) is the source of this 1841-nucleotide messenger RNA. RefSeq names its product interleukin 17a/f3 (gene il17a/f3). Gene Ontology annotation, biological process: inflammatory response. The coding region runs from base 116 to 604 and encodes 162 amino acids. Gene Ontology annotation, cellular component: extracellular region. Gene Ontology annotation, molecular function: cytokine activity. NCBI's taxonomy places the organism in Eukaryota, Metazoa, Chordata, Actinopteri, Moronidae. The transcript is spliced from 4 exons. The record is from RefSeq and is a predicted model, not a curated record.